GAAUCUUCAACUUUGCGACAUCAAUUAACAUAAAUUUUACAACAUUUUACAAUUACUCUACUCCGCAAAUCAUCUCUUGUAGCAGGCCAUUCCAUUUCUUUUGUCAAAAGCUCUUUCUGAUGCAUAAUAGAUCCAGUGCAAUAUGUCUACUCCAGAUUCAGGUACCAUAGAUCCUCAAACGGCGAACUCGACGAAAGCCGAUGUCGAAAAAUCUCCAGACAACGAGAACUCAUCAAUCCACGAUAAGACAGAAUUGAAGCAUGCAGAGAUUGACGGGGAGUCUGCAGAAUCUGAGAAAUCAGAAAUCAAUGCGACAUCCCAAGAUUUAUCAACAGGUACAGAAGAGCAAAGCGUCGCAUCAGAUAAUGAUACGGAUUUGAAAGAUAAUCAAAUUGGUGAAAGUAAUCCAAGCGAAAAAGAUAUUGCCACAGAGGGCCCGCCAUUACCAGAAGAACCUCUUCCACCCCUUCCAAAUGAACAACCUCCAGCUGUCGCACAAGAAGAUGAUGGUUGGGCACCAGUCUGGGAUGAGACAAAUCAAGCCUUUUACUUCUACAAUCGCUUUACGGGAGCCACACAAUGGGAUAAUCCUCGUGUUCCAGAGGUAUCGCAGCCUGGUCCUCCAGGCGUACCAUCUAUAAAAUCUGCUGUUGUACCUACAGAAAUCGAACCAACUUCUCGUCCAGCCGGUGGCUAUGACCCUGCCAUCCACGGAGAUUAUGACCCAACUGCCUGGUAUGCGCAAUCAUCGACAGUCGAAGAGUCAGCAGCUGUUGGUUUGGAUCCAACCGCCGCAUACGCAGCAACUGGCCAAUUCAAUCGAUUUACAGGACGUUGGCAAGCUGCAGAGAUAAAUCCAGAGAACUUCAAUGAUGAGAACAAGAGUAAAAGGCAAAUGAACGCUUUUUUCGACGUUGAUGCAGCAGCAAAUAACCAUGAUGGUAGAAGCUUGAAGGAAGAACGUAGUGGCAAGAAGUUAUCAAAAGCAGAACUGAAGCAAUUCAAGGAGAAGAGGAAACAGAAAAAGGAAGAGAAACGAAGAGCGUGGUUGAGGGAUUGAAUAUACCCCGAUUUUUUGCAUGUAUUAGCGUUGCAUUGGGGUUGCACAUGGAUCAAAUCUCGGAGUUCUUGGAUGAAUUUGGGCGGAAGGGAUCCCGGAAACAGAUUUCAAAGCCAAGGAAGGCACAAAUCAAAACCAUAUUAAUCUUUAUGUUCCGCAUAUUUUCUUCUUUCCUUUUACAAGACAAUUGGAACGGCUACCGAACUAUGGAGACUUACCCCUCGAAUACUCCGAGUCCAGCGAUCAGAUUUUCCGAUUGUAUAUUUCCAGGAGUUGCAUACAUGAGGUUCGGACUUUUGCCUUAUUCGUUGACAUUGUACAGCGGUUUCGAAUUUUUGAAUCCACACCAAUAGGGAUGUGAAGCUAUUAUAUUUUUGUUCAAAUGCGCCGCUGUAGAAUAGUCAACUCCAACUCUUUGAACGAGCCAUAGACUACUAUUAUAUUCCACUGUCUGCUAUACAAUGCCUAUUUAUUUUACA
Messenger RNA from Botrytis cinerea B05.10, 1539 nucleotides. RefSeq lists its product as hypothetical. The transcript has a single exon. Gene Ontology annotation, molecular function: protein binding. The record is from RefSeq and is a predicted model, not a curated record. Bases 143 to 1060 code for a protein of 305 amino acids. Lineage: Eukaryota; Fungi; Ascomycota; Leotiomycetes; Helotiales; Sclerotiniaceae.